AUGAAGUUUUUUCAGUUAAUAACUUUCUUGCUAACAUUUGCUUUAAUUGAGGCUUCUGGCCGUAAACCGAGAAAGUACUCCAAAUUGGAUACUGCCAUGCAAGCAUGUAACGUUUAUAUUGGUAAAUAUGGUACUGUGUGUGCAUCCAGUGGGAAAAAAAAGUCGAUCAAUUGGAAGUGUUACUGUAAUCAAGACCCUGGUUUUGGAACAAUAUCCGAUUGUUUAGUUCGUGGUUAUAAUAAUGAUACCUCAAUUAUUGACAAGUUUGUUGACAAAUGUAAUAUGACUGAAUCAAAAUUCUAUGAAAAAUACGACAGAAUCCAGAAAGAGUUUAAAACCAAUGGUACUCAUUAUGCCAAUAAAACGUCAAAGACCAAAACAAGUUCUGCUAGCAAAACCCUGUCUACGAAAGCAUCAGGAACUGCAAGUGUAUCCUCCAGCACAGGUAAAGCUAGUCUGAGCACCCAAAAGGUUUCACCAACACCAUUAUUGAUCAAUUACAAAACGUUCACACCAUACAAGAAUGCAUAUGCCAUGUCGUAUAAUAACUAUAACAUUUCCAUCUACUAUGGUGCUGGUUUACUAGGAUAUUGGGCUGGUAUUUUUGUUAUUGCCAUAUUAGCAAACUUGUUUAGAAAAAUGUUCCCUCGCUUAACCAACUACUGUACUGGUGCAGUUUCAAAUGCUUUCAGGAAAUAUAUUUUGUUGCCAGCUACUUUUGGCAAAAAGAAGGCACAACCACUUUCAUUUGGUUUUGGUGGAUUCUUCGAUGGUCUUGUCCCUACUAGAUUAGAAUCAUUAAUUAUUACCGUGUUUGUGUUGUUAACUGGAUUCUUGAGUGCAUUACACAUUCAUCACGUCAAAGAUAAUCCACAAUAUGCUACUAAGAAUGCUGAAUUGGGCCAUUUGAUUGCAGACAGAACCGGUAUUUUAUCAGCAUUCUUAAUUCCAUUAUUAAUUUUAUUUGGUGGUAGAAACAACUUCUUGCAAUGGUUGACUGGCUGGGAUUUUGCAACUUUUAUUAUGUAUCACAGAUGGAUUUCUCGUAUUGAUGUGUUGUUAAUCAUUGUCCACGCCAUUACAUUUACCGUUUCUGACAAAGCCACUGGUAAAUAUAAUACUCGUAUGAAACGUGACUUUAUGAUUUGGGGUGUUGUCGCUACCAUUUGUGCUGGUUUCAUAUUGCUUCAGGCAAUGUUAUUCUUCAGAAGAAGAUGCUAUGAAGUUUUCUUCUGCAUUCAUAUUGUCUUAGUUGUUUUUUUUGUUGUUGGUGGGUUCCAUCAUUUAGACGACCAAGGGUAUGGUGACUUUAUGUGGGCUGCUAUUGCAGUCUGGGUAUUUGAUCGAGCUGUUCGUUUGGGCAGAAUAUUUUUCUUUGGAGUCAGAAAGGCUACUGUUUCCAUUAAAGGUGGAGAAACAUUGAAGAUAGAAGUUCCCAAACCAAAAUAUUGGAAAUCGAUUGCUGGUGGACAUGCAUUCAUCCAAUUUUUAAGACCAACAGUAUUUUUACAAAGUCACCCAUUCACUUUUACUACUACUGAAUCAGAAGAUAAAAUUGUAUUCUAUGCAAAAAUCAAGAAUGGUAUCACUGAAAACAUUUCCAAAUACUUGUCACGUUUGCCAGGCAACACAGCUACCAUCAGGGUGUUGGUAGAAGGUCCAUAUGGCGAGCCAAGUGGAGCUGGUCGUAAUUGCAAAAACGUCGUUUUCAUUGCUGGUGGUAAUGGUAUUCCAGGUAUUUACUCUGAAUGUGUUGAUUUAGCCAAGAAAUCAAAGAACCAGUCAAUCAAGUUGGUUUGGAUUAUAAGACACUGGAAGUCUUUGAGUUGGUUUACGGAAGAGUUAGAGUACUUGAAGAAAACAAGUGUUCAAACCACAGUAUAUGUCACUCAACCUCAAGAUUACAAUGGCAUGAAAUCUUUUGAACAAGACUCAAAUUCUGAAAAGAAAUCAGAUGAGAAAGAUUCAGUUGAAUCACCUCAAAACUCUUUUGUUUCAAAAAUCAAACAAGACUUGUCACAUGUUGAGUUUAUCGAAGGACGUCCAAACAUUGUUGAACAAGUUGAACAAGAAAUCAAGGAAACAGACGGUGCACUUGGGUUCGUUACGUGUGGACAUCCUGCCAUGGUUGAUGAAUUGAGGUCUGCUGUAACCAAGAACUUGAAUGCAUCGAAACAUAGAGUUGAAUUCCAUGAACAAUUACAAACAUGGGCUUAA
Candida albicans SC5314 is the source of this 2217-nucleotide messenger RNA. RefSeq names its product Cfl2p (gene CFL2). Bases 1 to 2217 code for a protein of 738 amino acids. Lineage: Eukaryota; Fungi; Ascomycota; Pichiomycetes; Serinales; Debaryomycetaceae. The transcript has a single exon. Gene Ontology annotation, cellular component: plasma membrane. The record is from RefSeq and is a predicted model, not a curated record. Gene Ontology annotation, molecular function: ferric-chelate reductase activity. Gene Ontology annotation, biological process: iron ion transport; intracellular iron ion homeostasis; copper ion import.